UUAGAUAUUAGCAACAAGGAAUUAGAUGAAAGUUUAAGCCUUUCUGAUUUUGUUAACUUAGAAGAAUUAGAUUGUUCUUAUAAUGAACUAACCAACUUAGAUAUUAAUGAUUGCUGUGAUAAAUUUUUCUUUAGGGAAGAAAUAGAGAAAAAAGUGGAAUAUUUCAAGAGGCAUUUUAAAAAUUUGGUUAGAUUAAGUCUUGAUUUAAAAAAGUAUAGAGAAAAAGAGUCUGAGUUUUAUAGUGAAAUUUUGAGUGGUAUUGCUGAGAGAACAAUUGAUUUUGCUAAAGAAAAAGAUGAACAGCAGAAAGUAAAAUUGGAAAAUGAUUUAGAAAGAAUUAGGAAUAGUUUAGGUUUUAUGGAUAAGGCAAUUUUCAUAAUUAUCAACUCUGAUGAUCCCGAUCAGAUUGUUAUAAAACUCCCUAAGUGCAAAAAUUGUCAACUGCGACGAGAGCAACCUUCAACUCGAGCAGUUGUCUACGAAGAAUGGUGUAAAAAGUGUAUCUCUUCUGAUUCUAAUAAUGAAAAAAAAGGAGAUGGAGCGGAAGAAGCUAAUGAUGAGGAAAUUAGUGCUGAUAGUUUAGAAAAUGAAAUUACUUUAAAUGUGAAAGAAGUUGAACAAAAAGCAGGGUUAGAAAGUUUGAAAGAAGUUCGUAAACAAGUUUUAUAUGGUCAAACAGCUUUAGAAUCUAUUUUGAAACACGAGAGGUUGCAAAAAUUUCAAAAAUUUUUAAGUAGUCCUUUUCGAGAAGCGUAUCAGUGUGAAAAAGAAAUAAAAAACAAACUAUUUAAAGAACUAAAAAAUGAUUUCUAUGAUUUUUAUAAACUAUGGGAAAGUAAUGAUAGAAAAUUUAAGCCUAUGGAGUUAGACAGGAUUAACCUAAUUGUUGAAAACUUAAAUGAUAGACUAAAUGGGAAAGAUAGAGAAAACGCAGAGACGGAAAUAAAGAAAGAACUGACGGCAGAAAUGACAAAUAAUGUAGAAGAAGAAAUAAAGAAAAUAUUAACGAAAUUACUAACAGAGAUGGCAAAGUUGAAAAAGGAAUUGCUUGAUGUUAAAAUUGGAGAGUACCAAGAAAUUUCUAACAAUGUUAAUUAUUAUGGAUCUAAAAACGCCGAACUUUAUAUGCUUUAUACUCAUGUUCUUAAAAAGGAAUUGCCUGAAUACAUUAAAAGGAUAAAAGAAGAAUUGGGAACUAAAUUCGUUAGGUUUAGUGAAAAGUUUAAGAAAGUAAAGGGCGAAAGUUUUGGCGAUUAUGUGGCGAAGAAGCUUGCUGAUUCAGAUGAUUUUUAUUUCAGUCCUGACCGAGUAUGA
Ambispora gerdemannii is the source of this 1314-nucleotide messenger RNA. NCBI's taxonomy places the organism in Eukaryota, Fungi, Glomeromycota, Glomeromycetes, Archaeosporales, Ambisporaceae. The record is from the annotation of a GenBank genome assembly.